AUGUCUUCAGUGUGGAAGACUCAUUGUGGAUCAGAUGUGAUGCCUGAGAUGAUGGUGAAAAUCAUCGGAAGUAAACACUUCCACUACCUCGUGGAGAAGCCCAAUAUUAAGGAGAAUGAGAACUUGAAGGCAGAAACUCAAAGAGUGCUCCAGAAAUCUGUGACUGGUAAUGCAAAGCAGAUGAGCAGAGACCCAAUGCCCCCCAGCUCUUAGUAAGCCACUGGUCAUCAAAUCAAUCAAGACCCAGAUGAUGUGGAAGAAAACAAGCACCCAGAGAAGAACAAGGAACCAGAGAACAACCAGAGACUCCUAACAGGGACACUCAGUAACAGAUUUCUGGAUGGCAGAGUUCCCAACCAGCCAAAUGUCCAUUGCAGCUCUGCACCAACUGGAGACCAGUCCUUGUCCUAUAUCCAUGGACUCCCCAGAAAAAAACUUAGAGACCGGUCCUUGGAACAGAUGGCAAGGGGAGGCUCUGACCAAACUGAGGAUAUUGGCCAAAAGCCAAAUGGAACAACAAAAGAAGACACUACUUUUCUUCUCACCCUGAUCAGAAGAGAACUCAAGUCAUGCCCCUUGAGUUCUGGCUUACUAGACAAGCUUCAAAAAGAGCUGAAAAUCCUGGAUCCUAUCUCUUCAGGAUUCCUCCUUCAAUCUCAGCUGAGCCACCUCUUCUUGAGGCAUGAAGUCCCUCUGCAGUUACCAACAGUCAAGAUCCUCUGCCAGAGAUUUUCUAGGAGUGACUCUGCUGAAAUGGUGAACUAUGAAAAGCUACUCUGCUUUUUAAAAGUUGCAGCUUCAGAUGAUCCACAGCAAAGCAAAAGAGUUGUGGGCAGCAACCUGAGGAAAACUGAGGGCUUUUCCCUGCCUCUCCAAGCACUAAUGCCUCUCAACUCCAGCUCACAGUCAGAAGUGAACAAGAGCCUGUUGGAGAUCUUAAGGAUGGUGCUGAGGACAACCAAUGGCAACCUCAACCUAGAGAGCCUUCAUCUGAGUCUUCGUAAAGAAGAUCACUUGCUCUCAGGCUACUUGCUCCAACUCAAGGUCAGGGUUAUAUGUGGCAAGUAUGGGUUAUAUGUGACUUUGAGCCUCCUGGAAACAUUGCAUAACCACUAAGAUUUGGCUUACCAAAAUGAAAUAAAAUGGCAGAAUUUUGUUGAGUUGUUGAGCAAAGCUUCCUCCAAUUUGUCAUCUGAUUUGCCUACAGGAAAAAAAGGAAAGGAAACCUCGGCCACUUCAGUGCAGGCUGAAGUCCCAGAGAUGUCUCAGGGCAAAACUGAACAUAUGAAAUCUCCAGAAGAGGAGCUGCAGCCAGAAAACCUUUCCACUGAGAGUUCAGCCCCCAGAGAUCCCCCAAGAUCGUUGACGAUCAGGCCAGUCUCACAGCCUUUUGUGAGUCCAGCAAUGAAGAACAAGUCUGCAGAAUGUAAGACGUGGAUUGACAGGUUCAGGAAGCUAGAAAAUGCCCUCUACCUGUGUGAUCUGAGCAAUACAGGAGUCCUGGAGAAGGAAUGAGCCCGGCGCCUCAUUCACAACUACAUUCUCAUUUACAGCCUGUCCCUGAGCCCUCGGAAAAUCGACCAGGCCUUGAGGAGAUUUCGUUUGGGAGAAAAUAUGCUGUUGAAACCAGCACUCCGGUACUUAAAGGAGCUAUGA
Molecule: messenger RNA, 1656 nt
Organism: Pteronotus mesoamericanus
Lineage: Eukaryota; Metazoa; Chordata; Mammalia; Chiroptera; Mormoopidae
Gene: CUNH1orf87
Product: chromosome unknown C1orf87 homolog
Source: RefSeq, a predicted model, not a curated record